AUGGCCUUCGUGCGGCCUCUCUUAGACCCUUCACCUCGGCCGCCGCCGGUGCCAGGCUCGCUCCCGCCUCCGUCGGCGGAUCUUCCCAGGCCCAUCGCGGAGCCUCCCAUCGGUUCAGACCUCAGCCAGAACCCUUUCGACUCAUCCUCUCGCCUCUCCAAUGCCUCUGCUCGCCUUCGGGUGGACUACAACUCCGGCGACCGGGUUCUUUUCCCGGAGCCGGGCAGCGCCGACAGCUUCCGUCGCGUCUCCGGCUCCAGAACCGCCGUGCGGCAUGGCUCUGGCGCCGAGUCCGACAGAUUCGGCGUCGCCUCCCUGAGGGAAAUCUCCGAUGAGGACGCCCGAUUCGUCUACAUCGGCGACCCCGCACGGACCAACGAGCGGUUUCAGUUCACCGGAAAUUCUAUCCGCACGGGGAAGUACUCUGUCUUCACCUUCAUCCCUCGCAAUCUCUUCGAGCAGUUCCACCGGGUGGCCUACAUCUAUUUCCUCAUCAUCGCCAUCCUAAAUCAGCUCCCCCAGCUCGCCGUCUUCAGUCGGGAGGCUUCGAUCAUGCCUCUCGCUUUCGUUCUCCUCGUUACCGCUGUCAAGGAUGGGUACGAAGAUUGGCGCCGGCACCGUGCCGACCGCAUAGAGAACAACCGGACAGCCUAUGUGCUCUCCGACGGCGAGUUCGGUCCCAAGCUAUGGAAGGAUGUGCGAGUGGGGGAGAUCAUUAGGGUUCGAUCCAACGAGAGCCUCCCUUGCGACAUGGUCCUCCUGUCCACCAGCGAUCCCACCGGCGUAGCCUAUGUGCAGACUAUCAAUCUGGAUGGGGAAUCCAAUUUGAAGACAAGGUAUGCUAAGCAGGAAACCCUAUCGAAGGUGCCCGAGAAGGAUCCGGUGACUGGUGUCAUCAGGUGCGAGCAACCCAAUCGGAACAUCUAUGGAUUUCAUGCAAACAUGGAUAUCCAAGGCAAGAAGGUUUCUCUCGGGGCUUCCAACAUCGUGCUGCGCGGAUGCGAGAUCAAGAACACAGCGUGGGUGGUGGGAGUUGCUGUGUACGCCGGGAGGGAGACGAAGGUCAUGCUUAACAGUUCUGGAGCCCCUUCCAAGAGGAGCCGGCUGGAGACGCACAUGAACCGGGAGACGAUGCUCCUGGCCUUCAUCCUGGUCGCCAUGUGUUCCAUCGUUUCCAUCUUCGCUGGCAUCUGGUUGAGGAACCACAAGGAUGAGCUCGACUACUCGCCCUACUUCAGGAAGAAGGACUUCUCAGAAAAAGAAGAGGAAAACUACAAUUACGAUGGAAUCGGGGCGGAGGUGGCCUACAGGUUCCUCAUGUCGAUCAUUGUGUUCCAGAUCAUGAUCCCAAUCUCUCUGUACAUCUCCAUGGAGCUGGUCCGACUGGGACAGGCCUAUUUGAUGAUCCAGGACAGGAAUCUAUUCGACGAAACUACCAACUCUCGACUUCAGUGCAGGGCUCUGAACAUCAACGAGGAUCUCGGGCAGAUCAAGUACGUGUUCUCGGACAAGACCGGGACCUUGACACAGAACAAGAUGGAGUUCCAGUGCGCAAGCAUAAGCGGGGUCGAUUACCAGGCUGAGAUGGAUCCUCUCUCAGCUGACCACGCAGAUUGCUCUGUAAGAGGUAAUUACUGUGCACUACUCUUGGACAUGGUACUCUGGGCAUGCCGAUUACAUCAUAAAAGAGGCAAUGCCAUUGACUUCUUUUUUUUGUGUGUGCAGUGGGCGAUCAGUUCUGGAGGCCAAAAAUGAGGGUAAAUGUUAAUACUGAUCUGGUCAAAUUGCUUAGAAGCGGCCAUGGCAGAGAAGAGAGGAAGUAUGUUUAUGACUUCUUCCUUGCUCUCUCGGCUUGCAACACCAUUGUCCCCAUCGUUGUGGAUACCGCAGACGAGAACUCCAAGCUGAUCGAUUACCAAGGAGAGUCUCCAGAUGAGCAGGCCUUGGUUUAUGCAGCUGCAGCCUAUGGCUUUGUGCUCGUAGAACGGACAUCAGGCCACAUAGUGGUCGAUAUUCUGGGAAACAGACAGAGGUAGUGCUCGUCACCCAUCAAACCAAUUAAAAACUUCGUUAAUUCUCAAUUGAUGCUUCAUCUUUCGCUGCGACUAGUAUCAUCACUUAUAUUUGCCCACGGCUCUUCCAUGGGUGAUGUAGGGUCAUACAUGUUUCAGAUUGAUUCUAUCUUCGUUGCCCUUUGACAUUUAUUAUGGCCAUUCGGGAGCAUUUGCGAACGCUGUGACGAUUAUCACUUUUCUUUGUUGGGGGGAUUCAUUAUUAGCGCGCCAUCAUAUCAUUUGACAGAGAAGAGGCCUCCACGGCUUUUCCCGAGUAAGCCAUUCUUAUGAAUCUUUGCAUGGUGUGUGGACAGGUUUGAUAUCUUGGGACUCCACGAAUUCGACAGCGAUCGCAAGAGAAUGUCAGUCAUUGUUGGCUGUCCCGACAAGACGGUGAAGCUCUUUGUGAAGGGCGCAGACAAUUCGAUGCUCGGCGUGCUUGAAGAAUCCCUCGACUUGGACGUUGUUCAGGCGACCAAGAACCACCUCCACGCCUACUCGUCACUGGGUCUGAGGACACUGGUGGUCGGCAUCCGGGAGUUGACCGGCGGUGAGUUUCAUGAGUGGAAGUCCUCCUAUGAGAGGGCCAGCACAACCUUGUUUGGUCGGUCAAAGGCUCUGCGACUAGUGGCAUCUAAUGUAGAGAGCCACCUGCACAUACUGGGAGCUUCGGGAAUCGAGGACAAGCUGCAGGAUGGGGUCCCCGAGGCCAUAGAAUCCUUGAGGGAAGCAGGGAUAAAAGUAUGGGUCUUGACCGGAGACAAGCAAGAGACCGCCAUCUCUAUCGGCUUUUCUUGUAAACUUCUGACGACCAACAUGGAUCAGAUAGUCAUAAAUAGCCAUUCCAAGGAAGCCUGCCGAAGGAGCCUCGAAGAUGCCAUGGCGAUGUCCAGGAAACAUCUCCAGAUGGUCCAUGAUGCUGGGCGGAUCUCUCUGGCCCUGAUCAUUGAUGGGACCAGCCUCGUCCAUAUUCUUGAGAACGAACUGGAGGAAGAGGUAUGACUUCUCCCAGUCUUGGAGAUGUACUCUUCCUCUUGUUGAUCCCCUGUACUUCAUUAAUUUCUUGCGUCUUGUUGUGUGCGGCAGCUCUUCAAAGUAGCCACAGCCUGCGACGUGGUGCUGUGUUGCCGGGUCGCUCCAUUGCAGAAGGCUGGGAUCGUCUCCUUGAUAAAGUCCAGAACUGAGGACAUGACUCUUGCCAUUGGAGACGGUAGGUUGAGUUUUUCUACCUUCGGAAAUUUUAAGGCCGUCUGUCAGGUCUAAUAGAUCCGUGGGAACUGCUACUUCCAGGUGCAAAUGACGUCUCGAUGAUCCAGAUGGCCGACGUUGGUAUUGGGAUCAGUGGCCAGGAGGGGCGCCAAGCUGUGAUGGCCUCAGACUUCGCCAUGGGCCAGUUCAGGUUUCUGGUGCCUCUCCUCUUGGUCCAUGGCCAUUGGAAUUAUCAGCGCAUGUCAUACAUGAUCGUCUACAACUUCUACCGGAACGCAGUGUUCGUCUUCGUGCUAUUCUGGUGAGAGAAGAUAUUCUUUCAGAAUCACUCACAUCAGUAAUUUUUAUCAAAAUCUCCCACUCGUACCUUCUCAUGGUAUCAUCCAAGUAUUGAUGAGGGGGUUUGAUGGCCUUUGCAGGUACAUUCUCUACACGGGUUUCAGUUUGAGCACAGCAAUUACUGAAUGGAGCAGCGUCUUGUACUCCAUCAUCUACACUGCCCUUCCCACCAUUGUCGUCGGCAUUCUCGACAAGGAUCUGAGCAGGAAGACACUCUUGAAGUAUCCCCAACUCUACGGAGCAGGGCAGAGAGAGGAAGGCUACAACCUGAACGUGUUCUUGCUGACCAUGGUGGACACAAUCUGGCAGAGCGCCGCCAUCUACUUCAUCCCCUACCUGGCCUACAGGAACAGCACCGUGGACGGGUCGAGCAUCGGAAACAUUUGGACUCUCGGGGUGGUCAUCCUGGUGAACGUCCAUCUGGCCAUGGACUUAUUCCGGUGGACUUGGAUCUCACAUGUGGUGAUAUGGGGCUGCAUUGUUGCGACCUGGAUCUGCGUGAUCGUUAUAGACUCCCUCCCUUUCUUGCCCGGCUUCUGGUAAUCCCACAUCCCAUCCCUGAUUACAUAAAGAACAGGCCCUGCUCGCCCUCCUUGCGAAUCUCUUCUAACUGAUUUCCUUUCCAUUGCAGGGCGAUCUAUCAUGUGAUGGGCACAGCCUUGUUCUGGCUGUGCUUGCUGGGUAUCCUGGUGGUGGGGAUGAUUCCUCGGUUUGCUCUGAAGUCGUUCCGCGGGUACUUCUUCCCCAGCGACAUCCGCAUCGGCAGGGAGCUGGAGAAGGCCGGGGGCUACUACGAAGCCGUCGCCGGCUCUAUUGAGAUGAGACCCGUCGUCGGCGCCGGCGGCGCCCGGUCGUGA
This is a messenger RNA of Spirodela intermedia, 4459 nucleotides long. The record is from the annotation of a GenBank genome assembly. Lineage: Eukaryota; Viridiplantae; Streptophyta; Magnoliopsida; Alismatales; Araceae.